CUACUAAAAACCCUAAACCCUUCCCUCUCUUUAUAUUAGCCGUCCUAAACUCUUUAUCAGUCCCAGUACACUGCGAUCAAAAAUGGCUUCAGCUUCAUCAUCGGCGGCGAGAUCACUCAUCCGCGACGGAAAAUCGUUGACGAAUCUAUUCCUCCGUGGACGUAAGAUCAAUCUCACCGAGACAGUACAGAACAAUGGACCGGCCAUUCGAUCUCUGCUUUGUUUUAACCAGAUGCCGGCGGCUAGCCAAUACCCUGUUUACUCUGAAACUUUUCCGGUUAUGAAAUCCGGUUUACGUGUCGGCUUCGUUCAGAAGGAGGCCGUUUCGGAGAGAGUAGGGAAAAUGGAGGCGGCUCAUGGAAAGCGAGUGGUGGACAACAAAGAUGCUGAUUCAGAGGAGGACACGGAUUUUGAUGAAGACGAGAUUGAUGACGUUGACUUUGAAGACGAUGAAGAUUCUGACGAAGAUGAUGAGGAAGAGGAGGAUGACAAGUACACAAGGAAGAAGAAGUAACUCUUCAUUCUUCACAAAAUGCUUUCUGUUUUUUGUUUGCUUGAGAUUAAUGGCUUUAGACAUAAACCUUCUUUGAUGAAAUGGUUCUAAAAUGACAAUUUCUUCUUCUUUGUCCAGUAUAUUUUUCUUCACAUCCCAUUUUAACUAUUAAAUCUGUGGUUUUGGUUAUCAAUGAUAUAUGUGACAUUCGGGGG
Molecule: messenger RNA, 708 nt
Organism: Arabidopsis thaliana (thale cress)
Lineage: Eukaryota; Viridiplantae; Streptophyta; Magnoliopsida; Brassicales; Brassicaceae
Product: phosphopantothenoylcysteine decarboxylase subunit
Exons: 1
Coding region: 83-514 (143 amino acids)
Source: RefSeq, marked reviewed